This is a messenger RNA of Fusarium verticillioides 7600, 309 nucleotides long. RefSeq lists its product as hypothetical. The record is from RefSeq and is a predicted model, not a curated record. The transcript is spliced from 5 exons. The coding region runs from base 1 to 309 and encodes 102 amino acids. Lineage: Eukaryota; Fungi; Ascomycota; Sordariomycetes; Hypocreales; Nectriaceae.
AUGGCCGUGUAUCUGCCGAAUCAGAUCGCAGAAGCCCAGGCAGCUGUUAUUUUCGAGAGACCUGUCAUGUCAAGCCACUCUAGUCCAGUUGCUAGAUAUAGAAGCCUGACGUUUUGUGAGUAUCGAGCCAAAGUGAGCCUAGCUGAUCCGCCGACAUCGACUCAUUGCGCGACGAUAUAUUUGUGUCUUAUGACUGCGAUUCUGAACCCGAACCCGAACCCGAACCUCUUGAUUCUUCCUGUACGCCAGGAAAAAGGAAAUGUGCGAAAUGCCAGAAACUCGGUAGACGCUGCUUCCGGUGCCGUUUGA